Messenger RNA from Monodelphis domestica (gray short-tailed opossum), 1372 nucleotides. Lineage: Eukaryota; Metazoa; Chordata; Mammalia; Didelphimorphia; Didelphidae. The record is from RefSeq and is a predicted model, not a curated record.
CCAAGCUUGCUACUGUGUUGCUUCUGUGUUCCCGGCUCUUCUUAGAACCCUGCAGGAUUUCCCCACCCCCACGUCGUCUCUCUCUUUACCUCCCAGUCUGGGCCACCCAAGGCCUCAGUUCUGUGUGUUCUCAGCGGGCUGGUGGGGCAGAGCGGGUAGGGCAGUGCUGGUUGGCAAGGCCUGGGCUCUUAACUAGCUCCGACCAGGAGGCAACCAGACUCAAAGAAUCAACCCUCUCUGCUGCAGCCAGAUCCCCCGGGGGAGAUCGGAGACGCUGCGGAGCAUCAUGAAAUUCCAAUACAAGGAAGAUCAUCCUUUCGAGUACCGGAAAAAAGAAGGGGAGAAGAUUCGGAAGAAAUACCCAGACAGAGUCCCUGUAAUUGUGGAGAAGGCACCUAAAGCCAGAGUUCCUGACCUGGACAAAAGGAAGAACCUGGUGCCCUCUGACCUUACAGUUGGUCAGUUCUACUUCUUAAUUCGGAAACGGAUCCACCUUCGACCAGAAGACGCCCUAUUCUUCUUUGUCAACAAUACUAACCCCCCUACUAGUGCCACCAUGGGCCAGCUUUAUGAGGACAACCAUGAGGAGGACUAUUUUCUCUAUGUGGCCUACAGUGAUGAAAGCGUCUAUGGGAAGCCCAGGAAGAAGGCAUUGCAGACCAGAGCUGCUGGAUUGGCUGGAGGAAGUUUGCGACAUGUAUGAUUGGGAAAUGGGGAUGGCAUCCCUCCUUCCUGCCCUCCUCCCACCCUGCAAAUUAGCCUUUGUUGUGCUGGAUAGAAGGGUUGGGAAAUUGAUAGGUUUUCAGAUAGUUUCUGUCCAGGGAGGACUUCCCAGAUUUCUUACUCUGGGGGUGGGAAACCCAGUUUGAUACAUUGGUAGGAGGGGUAUGGGUGGGAGAGGCAGAAGAAAAUGCUCUAUGACUACCCCAGUAUUUGACCAAACUUGUUUUUAUCAUCUCUCCUUGGCGACAUCUCUUCCAUAGUUCUACUUCGGGCUUUAUCCUCCCCCAGUAUCCCUAUGUAUCAUUCUCAGAGGGGAAAAUGGCCCUAGAGCUAUAACCACUAUUGCCUGGCUAAUUGGGCUUCUGUUUCCAGAUUUCACUUAAAAUACAGUAAAAAAAGAAAAAGACAUGGAGUAUGGAGGAUAAAGGGGGAAUGAAUGUUCACUCCUUUAUGUCUUCUAUGUAGGUACUGGGCCAGGAACUUGCAUCUCUGCCCCACUUGUCAUUCAUUCCCUUCUUGUCCUUCUAAAUUGACAAGCAGGCCUGGGGACCAAAGAGGGGACACUUGUUUGGCAUUAGGACCCUAAAAUAUAACUCUUUUCUUCACCAUCCUGCAUAACUUCCAUCUUUCUGUUUUAUGAAGCAUCCCA